CGCCCCCAUCUAAACCGGAUGUCAACCGACGUCCCAUAGUGCCUUGCGAGUGGCGGGCCUGAUAGCAGGUUUGGUGGAUAGCUCGUGGGUUCCGGUCGUCCUUGUUGGGGUUGUUUUAUUGUGCCCGGGUGCUGUACGAGAUUGGGGCCUGGUCAGUGCUUCGUCUGCGGAUGCAAUGGCGCUUCUCCGGGGCGUGUGGGGCGUGCUGAGUGCUCUGGGAAAGUCAGGAGCGGACCUCUGCGCGGGAUGUGGCAGUCGACUGCGCUCUCCUCUCAGUUUUGCGAAUGUACCAAGAUGGUUUUCAUCUAACGUCAUUGGUUAUCCAAAGAAGCCUAUGACUUCAUACGUUCGAUUUUCUAAAGAACAGCUACCCAUAUUUAAAGCUCAGAACCCAGAUGCAAAAAUUUCAGAACUAAUUAAAAAAAUCGCUGAGCUAUGGAGGGAACUUCCUGAUGCAGAGAAAAAGAUAUACGAAGAUGCUUACAGGACAGACUGGCAGGCAUACAAAGAAGAGAUAAACAGAAUUCAAGAACAACUAACUCCAAGUCAAAUGGUAUCUUUGGAAAAAGAAAUCAUGCAGAAACGUUUAAAAAAGAAAGCGUUAAUAAAAAAGAGAGAAUUAACAAUGCUUGGAAAACCGAAAAGACCUCGCUCAGCUUAUAACAUUUUUAUAGCUGAACGCUUUCAGGAAGCUAAGGAUGGUACAUCACAGGUAAAGCUGAAAACUGUAAAUGAAAGCUGGAAAAAUCUCUCUAGUUCUCAAAAGCAAGUAUAUAUUCAACUUGCUAAAGAUGAUAAAGUUCGUUAUUAUAACGAAAUGAAAUCUUGGGAAGAACAGAUGGUUGAAGUUGGACGAGAUGAUCUUGUACGACGUUCAGUGAAAUACACAGCAAAAUAGUGACCCUGAGAAGUCUUAAAAUAGAAGAUUGAAUUAUGUUCAUAAUGGAUAGACACAAGAAACCAAUUAGGUCUCAAUACCCAAAGCUGUUGUAAAAUUAAAAUGGAUAAAAGUUGGUAAACAUUUAUAUUUAAUUUCUUUUCUUUAGCCCAUUGACUUCUGCCAGCCAAUUCAAUACAUUUUGUAUUGGUGUCUUGCUUUGGAAAACCCAAACAGAUAAGAGUUCAUGCGGAAUGUAUUUUGUGUUUAGGAACCACUGAGCAUCAAAAUAAUCCAUGAAAUGUAACCGUGAAUCAUUUUACCUUUGAUAAAGGUAAAUCAGACUGUGAAGUUUUUUUAUACUCUAUGACUAUGGAAAGAA
Messenger RNA from Eubalaena glacialis (North Atlantic right whale), 1259 nucleotides. RefSeq names its product transcription factor A, mitochondrial (gene TFAM). The record is from RefSeq and is a predicted model, not a curated record. Gene Ontology annotation, molecular function: transcription cis-regulatory region binding. The transcript has 7 exons. Lineage: Eukaryota; Metazoa; Chordata; Mammalia; Artiodactyla; Balaenidae. The coding region runs from base 176 to 898 and encodes 240 amino acids.